GCUUUAAUUAUUGCACUUUUAUGAAAUAUUUUAAUUCUCUUAAGUUGCACUAGUUAAAAAGAAUCGUGACAUAAAUUCCAGUUCUAAUAAAACCCAAAGUUACCCGGAAGCAGAAGAACCGUUAAAAUAACCGGAGCAGGUGAGGAAUGAACCAUGUCGGGUCACCAUGGUAACCGCCAGGUGAGGCCGCCUCCAUGCUGCACCAGCUGCAGCCACCAGGUGGCGCAGUGGCAGCGUUUUCCCGCUGCUGACUCAAACAGGAAGACCCAGAGGGGGGCGGGGUCAUGACGACAGUGACGUCACGCAGGCGGUUUCUCUGAAGGCAGCCGCCGCCGGUCGCUUCAUUCAGGAGCAGCGCGAGCGCAGAGGCGGACCACGCGCAGCUUCACAGAUGCUGAUGUCAUGGUGUGAUGUCUGACGUCACCCUGCGGUUGGUCUGAUCGGCUUUCUUCCUACAGACUCUAGUCCCUGAUUGGCCAGUUGUCUGCGGAGGCCCUUGGAUUUGAUUGGCCACCAUGCUGAACGUCACAGGCGGGUUCUCGGUGAACCAGAGCGCGGUCAGCUGUGAGAGGCCGUACGGGCAGGACCGGCUGCCGCUGCUGGUUCUCUACAUCGCCGUUCUGGUCGUCGGUCUUCCCGCCAACGUGCUGACGCUCUUCCUCACCUGGCAGCAGGUGCGCAGGAAGAACGUUCUUGGUGUUUACCUGUGGAGCCUGUCCUUGUGCGACCUGACGUACCUGUUCACGCUGCCGCUCUGGGCGGACUACGUCAACAGCGGUCACGAAUGGCGCUGGAGCUCGACGGCCUGCAAGCUGACGGGCUACAUCUUCUUCACCAACAUGUACAUCAGCAUCUUCCUGCUGUGCUGCAUCUCCUGCGACCGGUACUGGGCGGUGGCCUACAGCCUGGAGUCCCGCGGCCAGCGGCGGCUGCGCCACGCCGUGGUCAUCACGGUGGUCAUCGUCCUGGUGGUGGCCGUGGGCCACAGCGCCGUCUUCACCAUGAGGGAGGGAAACGUCCAAGGCUUGAAGCGCUGCUUCGAGCCGAGCCGGAGCAGCAAAGUGAUGAGCUUCAGCUACGCCCGCUUUGUGAUCGGCUUCCUGCUGCCGCUGCUGCUGCUGGCGGUCACCAACCGCCGCGUCCUGACCAACGUCCAGCGCAGCGCGGGCCUCCACGGCGGCCAGAAGCGGCGGGUCCGGCGGCUGGCGGUGGCCGUGGUGCUGCUGUUCCUGGUCUGCUUCGGGCCGUACCACCUGAUCCUGCUGGCCCGGGCCGUCAUCACCCAGGUCCCCCGGCUGGUGGACUCGCCCUGCCUGUUUGAGGAGACCCUGUACUCGGUCUACACCAUCUCCCUCGGCCUGUCCACCGUCAACAGCGCCGUCAACCCCAUUCUCUACGUCCUGUCCAGCAACAACAUCCGCAAGGAGUGCCGCCGCGGACUCGCGCAGAUCUGCGUGUCGGCAUGUCACGGACCGUCGACCAGCAGCAGCCAAAUCAAAUCCUUGGAGCUGAACGCCGGAACCGGAACCGACACCGAGAGACAUCCGGUUGGGCCAGAAGAGACCUUAGAGACCAGAUAGAAACUGACCGGAUUGCUGAAUCCACAGGCGGGUCUAAAGGUCCACACCGGUCCAGUCCGCUUUAACCCAACUCCAGUCCGUUUGUGAAGAAAGUCCAGUUCGGUUGGUGAAGUGUGGACGCUAACUGACCUCUGGUCCUCCAGACCGGUCUGGGAAAAAGAACUCUGGUUCGGUUUGAUGUGUGAACACCAAUCGGACUGG
Molecule: messenger RNA, 1781 nt
Organism: Poecilia reticulata (guppy)
Lineage: Eukaryota; Metazoa; Chordata; Actinopteri; Cyprinodontiformes; Poeciliidae
Product: putative G-protein coupled receptor 132
Biological process (GO): G1/S transition of mitotic cell cycle; negative regulation of G2/M transition of mitotic cell cycle; G protein-coupled receptor signaling pathway
Cellular component (GO): membrane
Molecular function (GO): G protein-coupled receptor activity
Source: RefSeq, a predicted model, not a curated record